This is a messenger RNA of Rhipicephalus microplus (southern cattle tick), 1778 nucleotides long. RefSeq lists its product as uncharacterized. NCBI's taxonomy places the organism in Eukaryota, Metazoa, Arthropoda, Arachnida, Ixodida, Ixodidae. The record is from RefSeq and is a predicted model, not a curated record.
AUGGCUGUGAAAGACGGAGGCGUCGAAGGCAUCCUCGGCAAGGGUGCUCGCAUGACCGGGCGCCAGGUCAUGAAGUGUGCUCUAGUCAUGCUGCCCGCCAUCGUAGUCGUCUUCGCCCUGGGCACGGCGGCCUCCAACGCGCCACCGAUGGAGCUUCCGCAGCUGCCAAUGGUUCCCGUGUUGCCCCACAAGCAACUCGUGAAGCCCGACACCCAGGAGGUGGCCACGAGCGCCGUGGGCGGUGGUCUGGUGCCCGACUGGGCUCGGCCGACGACGCUCUUGGAGACUAUCGUGCAUCGCAUCCGGGGAAGCCGCCCCUGCAAGAGCACCGAUGGUAUCGAGGAGGGCACCUGUCUGCCCACGCACAGCUGCUCCUCGACCGGCGGGGCCAGGCUUACUUCGAACGACUGCCACUUUACCACAGUCUGUUGCAAGCUGCCCCAAGAAGUAAGCAGCGCCGUGUCGUGUGGCGGCUCCAUCAGAAGCAACAACACUGCGUUCCGGAACCCUGAAUUCCCGGGCGAGUUCCGUCAGAGUGGCUUGUGCAGUGCCGAGGUCUUGUUCGGCCGCGAGGUGUGCCAGCUUCGCCUCGACUUCGUGCACUUCUCGCUGGCGGGACCGCGGGUCAACGGACCACGGGCUGGUCUGUGCGACGAUGACGUGUUCACCGUGGCUACUAAUCUGGGCAGCAUCCCGUACCCGACCCUAUGCGGAGAGAACGCCGGACAGCACAUGUACAUCGACGUGUCCGAGGCAACCCGCGCUGUUCUCAGCGUCAACAUCGGAGGCGAGGCGCCGCAGGGACGCAAGUGGCACAUCCGGGUCUCCUUCAUUCACUGCCUUUCUCCACAGAAGGCCCCUGCUUCGUGCCUGCAAUACUUCCCGGAACCCCAGGGAGAGUUCAACAGCUUCAACUAUAUACCCGGGGCUCCCAAGCAGCAGUUGAUCGCCGGCCUCAAGUACAGCAUUUGCUUCAGGAGGCAGCUCGGCCUCUGCCAGAUCAACUUCACUCCAGCUACUACAAAUGAGCUCUUCCAAAUGGGCAACGGCAUUGGUCCACUGACUGGAGCGCGGAACUGCGAAGACGCGUACCUGUUCGUGCCCAGCGGUUCCAACCGGGCCCUCCUCGAGGACACCACCUCGGACCGAUUCUGUGGAAACGGAUUCCCAGGAGGAUCCGUCAGCUCUGACGUGCAGCCGUUCGCCGUGUCCGUGGUCACUUCUAAGCCUCGCGGCUCGACCAGUGGCGUGGGCGCAGGGUUCGCCACCCGUUCUUUUGAUGGCGGCGUGGCCGUCAGCCACGAUGGCCGCCACGGUUCGCACCAGCCUCCCGUCAUCUCCCACCCUUCGCUAGCCAUGUACCAGCAGAUGUACCAGCAGAUGCUGCAACAGCUGCAGGCCUACAAGCCUAGCCCUGGCAGCCAAGUCGGCUUCGUCAAGGACCAGUUCUCAGUGAUCAAGCACUCACCGCAUAACCUGCAGCACUUCCAGAACACGCCGUUUUUGCCCCCGCAAACGUCCCUCAUCACAGUCGUUGAGCGUCCCGACCCGGCUUCCGGCCCUGGAGUGCAGGAACAGCCGCAGCCUGUGGAUGCGAUCGAAGCAUCCAACUCUCACGUGGGCGGCUUCCGUCUUCGCUACUCGAUGAGCCACUGCAACAUGUAACAUGAGUGCCAGCAAUCCAGCGCCACUGAAGAGGAUUCAUUUCUUCCUGUAAAUAGGCUUACAUUACGAAUAAACCAUUCCUGUAAAUAAAAUUACGCCUCAUGGAAAGUGGC